Doryrhamphus excisus (bluestripe pipefish) is the source of this 1716-nucleotide messenger RNA. The record is from RefSeq and is a predicted model, not a curated record. NCBI's taxonomy places the organism in Eukaryota, Metazoa, Chordata, Actinopteri, Syngnathiformes, Syngnathidae.
AACCCACCAUGGAUUGGCUUGUGAGCGCGUACGUCUGCUUGGCCUUGGUUCUGUCUUUCCUAGCAUUCAAGCUGCGGCGUAGGACUUUCCCACAGGGGCCCCGGGACCCCCCACGCCUCCCGUCGCUGCCUUUCAUCGGGAGCCUGCUGAGUCUGAGAAGCGCACAUCCUCCUCAUGUGCUCUUCCAGAAGCUCCAGGAGAAAUACGGCCAGACGUACUCGCUGAUGAUGGGCUCCCAUAGAGUCAUCAUCGUCAACCAGCACCGCCACGCCAAGGAGGUCCUGCUCAAGAAGGGACGACUUUUUGCAGGAAGAGCGAGAACAGUGACCACGGAUAUUCUGACCAGAGACGGGAAAGAUAUUGCUUUUGGAGACUACAGCGCUACCUGGAAGUUCCACAGGAAGCUGGUCCAUGGAGCUCUCGGCAUGUUUGGAGAAGGUUCUGCUUCGCUUGAGAAGAUCAUCUGCACACAGGCACAGUCUCUGUGCUCCAUCCUUGUGGACAAAGCUGAGGCAUCUCUGGACUUUUCUCCUGAGCUGACGCGUGCUGUCACCAACGUGGUGUGUUCUUUAUGUUUCAACGCCACAUACUGCCGGGGAGAUCCUGACUUUGAGGCCAUGCUUCUUUACAGCCAGGGCAUUGUGGACACCGUAGCCAAAGACAGCCUGGUGGACAUUUUCCCUUGGCUACAGAUUUUUCCCAAUUCUGACCUGCGGCUGCUGAAACAGUGCGUUUCAAUCCGAGACCAACUUCUGUGUAAGAAAUAUGAAGAACACAAGGCCAACUACAGCGAUCAUCUGCAGAGAGACCUCAUGGACGCUCUGCUGAGAGCCAAACGCAACGCCGAGAACAACAACACGGAAGUGAGCGGCGGGGGUUCGGUGGACCUCAGCGAUGACCACAUCCUGAUGACCGUGGGGGACAUCUUUGGAGCCGGUGUAGAAACCACCGUCACCGUGCUCCGAUGGGCCAUCAUCUACCUCAUCCAUCACCCCGAGGUGCAGAGACGCAUCCAGGGGGAGCUGGACAGCAAGUUAGGAGGUCAGAGCCCCCAACUCGGUGACAGAGGCAGUCUGCCGUACCUGGAGGCCACCAUCAAGGAGGUGUUGCGGAUCCGUCCGGUGGCGCCUCUGCUCAUCCCCCACGUGGCGCUCUGUGACACCAGCCUCGGGAAUUUCAAGGUGCAAAAAGGAACCCGAGUCAUCAUCAACCUGUGGUCUUUGCACCACGACCAGAAGGAAUGGCACCACCCUGAGCGCUUUGAUCCCACUCGAUUCUUGAACAGUGACGGCACGGGUCUGAUCCUCCCAACGUCCAGCUACCUGCCAUUCGGGGCCGGGGUCAGGGUGUGUCUAGGAGAGGCCUUAGCCAAGAUGGAACUCUUUCUAUUCCUGGCUUGGAUUCUGCAGCGCUUUACGCUGUCCACCCCGCCCGGUCAGCCCCUACCCCUGUUGGAGGGCAAGUUCGGCGUGGUCCUUCAGCCCGUCAAGUACAAGGUGACCGCCAUGCCCAGACAAACGUGCCAGGCUUGCUAACUUUAUGUUACAGUGGAGCCCCCGAAAGGCCCCCAAAGCCCCGAGCACGUUGUUGGCUACAACCAAAUGCUAGCAAUCGUAAAAAGUAAACGGUCCAAAUGUUGUCACCUGAAUGUUACAUCAUUUAUUACCAAAAUAUUGGAGCAUGUGAAUGGUUACAAGGAUUAAAAUCCAAAGAUGU